AUGGGUUUUCCUAAUAAGGGCAUCCAGUUUGCAGGUGCGAUCGGCGUGAGCAACUGCCCCGGCGCGCCCCGCCUGGACGUGUUCAUCGGCCGCAAGGGCGCAACCCAGCCCGCGCCCGACCUGACGGUGCCCGAGCCGUUCGACGACGUCACCAAGAUCCUGGCGCGCUUCGAAGAUGCGGGCAGGUUCACCCCCGCUGAGGUCGUCGCCCUCCUGGCGUCGCACACGAUCGCCGCUGCCGACCACAUCGACCCGACCAUCCCGGGAACGCCUUUCGACUCCACCCCCGAGCUCUUCGACACGCAGUUCUUCAUUGAGACCCAGCUCCGCGGGACGCUCUUCCCUGGCAACGGCAGCAACCAGGGCGAAGUGAUGUCGCCGCUCCACGGCGAGCUCCGUCUUCAAUCCGACGCCGAGCUCGCGCGCGACAUCCGCACCUCGUGCGAGUGGCAGUCGUUCGUGAACAACCAGGCGAAGCUGCAGUCCGCGUUCAAGGCCGCGUUCGCGAAGAUGACCGUGCUUGGCCAGAACACGCGCGAGCUCAUCGACUGCUCCGACGUCGUCCCCACCCCGCCUGCGCCCGCGAGCAAGGCGCACUUCCCGGCCGGGCUCACGCACCGUGACGUCGAGCAGGCGUGCUUCUUCGUGCCCUUCCCGACGCUCCCCACCGACCCCGGACCGGCUACUUCCGUCGCCCCCGUCCCCCCGUCUUAA
Trametes versicolor FP-101664 SS1 is the source of this 714-nucleotide messenger RNA. It is a transcript of the gene MnP13, whose product is annotated as heme peroxidase. Bases 1 to 714 code for a protein of 237 amino acids. Gene Ontology annotation, molecular function: heme binding; peroxidase activity. The transcript has 3 exons. The record is from RefSeq and is a predicted model, not a curated record. Lineage: Eukaryota; Fungi; Basidiomycota; Agaricomycetes; Polyporales; Polyporaceae. Gene Ontology annotation, biological process: cellular response to oxidative stress; response to reactive oxygen species; hydrogen peroxide catabolic process.